AUGGGCGUUUUCUUUAUAGAUUGGGAUCUCUGGCAGGAGAUGACUUUUGUUCUCGGAUGCUGUAUCGUUCUUGUCUUCGCUACGGGACUUAUCAAGUUAUGGUGGUCCAACCGCAAUACACGCCGCCUAGAAAUCAUCGACGAAGAGAAGCGCGCACGGGUAUCCCUCAUGGCACACUGCGGUAUCGAUAACAUAAGAACUCCCGAGAUUCCCUUUGGUAUUCGUGCUCUUCAGAACGGCAUCGAGGUUGAGGGUAUUUGGAUCUCACGGCCUGAGUCGCCGGAGUCGUGUCAACUCACGCCGGCAGCGACACUAGUUGGUCGGCAAAUCAGAAUAUCAAAGGGGAAGGGGAGGAUGAUUGACCUUGGAUCAUCAGAGUAUCUACCUGCGACUCUCGGCCCUGAAGCUGCACCAACUUACCAAGCACUUUCGGACGUACCGCACCAGGGUGAUGUUAUCUCGACGAGCAGCAUUCCUGACCAGCAAAAAAACGUCCGACCAGAUCUCCUGGUAUCCAAUACUCGUGCAGACCCAGUUCCUCAACCUAAUCUCCAAGAGACCUGGAGACAUAGUGGUUCAUUAACUUCGAGCAGCCAUAACGAUGUUUUUGUGACGCCUAAGCAGACACCAUCGGAAUCUACUACGAGCGGCGCCGAAUCUUUUGAGAAAGAGCAAGGACAUUUGGUACAAAACGUAGUGCUCAACAUGGAGGAGCCAUGUGCCGCGCCUUGUGUGAGCAAACCUUCAAGGGGAACUACAAAAUAUCCAAAUGGGCUACCAAAGGUUCUCAGAUCAGAGAGUAGGCGAUUAUUAUCUAAGUCAUCAAACAGUUAA
Molecule: messenger RNA, 834 nt
Organism: Fusarium sp. VM40
Lineage: Eukaryota; Fungi; Ascomycota; Sordariomycetes; Hypocreales; Nectriaceae
Source: the annotation of a GenBank genome assembly